UGGAACCGUUGUUUUGUUAACUUAAAUGCAUUCUACUUUCCUGAAGCUGACAUCGCACUUUAUUUGCAGUUGAUAUAGUAUCGGCUAUGGCUAAUAAAAAAUUGAGGCGAACAGGUAUGCUUCCCGAAUUAUGCGACAGAUUGGACCGCCAUCAGAUCGAAACCUGCCAGGACUUCCUCUCUCUUGGUCCCCUGGAGCUGAUGAGGGAGGCUGGCCAGAGUUAUCAGCAGGUUCAGACUCUUCUGCGGACCGUCAGCCUGGCUUGUGCUCCCACAAUGGUCACGGCCUUAGAGCUAAGGGACAGGCGGUCCCGUGCUUUCUUCCCCACCUCACUACGGGGACUGGAUGUGGUGCUUCACGGCGGGCUGGCCAGUGGAACUCUCACUGAGGUUACGGGACCCUCUGGUUGUGGGAAGAGUCAGUUCUGUAUGAUGCUGAGUGUUUUAGCAACCUUACCACGCAGCAUGGGAGGACUGGAUAGCUCUGUUCUAUACAUUGACACUGAGUCUGCCUUUUGUGCUGAAAGGCUGGUGGAGAUCGCACAGAACCGUUUUCCAAAGUAUUUCAGUCUGCAAGAGAGAGUAGUUGAAAUGGCGCAAAAGAUUCACUUAUUCCGUGAACUGACCUGCCAGAAUGUGUUAAAAAGGUUAGGGGGCUUGGAGGAGGAGAUCAUCUCGAAGAAGGCAGGGCUAGUGAUCAUCGAUUCCAUCGCCUCAGUUGUGCGGAAGGAGUUCGACACAAGUAUUCCUGGUAACCUCAGCGAGAGGAGCAGUCUGCUGUCUCAGGAGGCAGCCACGCUCAAGUAUCUGGCUGAGGAGUUCUCCAUUCCGGUGGUUCUAACCAAUCAGAUUACGACGCACCUCAGCAGGAAAGGUACUGCACCCUCACACCUGGAAUGCAAUGUGCCAGAAAGUGAAGUAAGUGCAGACGGAGAGUCGGGGUAUGUUACUGCAGCCCUGGGGAACACAUGGAGCCACAGCGUCAAUACCAGACUCAUUGUACAGUACUUGGACUCACAACGGAGACAGAUAAUUGUGGCCAAGUCUCCUAUUGCUCCAUUUUCUGUAUUCAACUACACUGUUCAGAACUCGGGUCUUGAACUGGAAGAUGGCGAGGAUCAGGCAGGCUCCUCCCACCAAGGAACCGAUCCGGGACUUCAGCCAAUCAGGGUGCGGACUGCCUUUAACUAUUGCCUCACACAUACCACACCCACUUCCAGCCAGAGCACUGGUUGCCAUUGAAGGGAGUGUGUGAGGUGGAGCAUCACAAUACAAGGUUUUAUACGGAUCAAAUAUAGGUUUUCUUUUAUAAUUCGUAUUUAUAAAAAAAAAAACUGGUUUGGACACAAUGCUAUGAAUAUUCAACACAGAAAAUGUCUAAUGUAUUUUUUAUUUACAGCAAAAAGUUGAUUUUGUUUUUUUAGAAAGGUUAAAUUCUUAACAAUAUAAUAAUCCUCAAGCAAGAGUAGAACUAAUUAAAAAUGUAUUACCAGAAGUGGACACAUCGUUUCAUGUAGACUUUUUUUUUCUUUAGUUAACUGCCUAAUUCACUACAUUGAUGUGCUUUUUCAUGCCAUUACAGUUACAUUCACAAAAGAAUAACCAUACAGAACUCCAAUCCAUGUUUGCUCUGUUAUAGAUGUUCACAAUGCAUUCUGCUCUUCAGGGAGAAAGCAUGUUACCACUUGAAAUGUUGCUCCAUUCAUUCCAGUGCUAAAUCAGCGUUUUUUUAGUUUUUUUUUUUUUUUUUACCACACCCACUAAAGUCAGUGGAAAGCACUUUUUCUUUGUACUCAAGGCUGCACAACAUGCAGACAUAAGGUAGGAUUGAGGUGGCCAGUCAGUGAUGGAGUGUCCUGAGCUGCUGCCCCCAAGGUACAACAGAAUACCUGCUCAUGAGAUAAUGAAGCUUAGGGGACCUUUGGUCCUGUUAAAGUGGUUGUAUGUUACAAAAUGAUUCCAUAAACCUUACUCGUCAUGCUCUUCCUUUAACAAUAUCAGCCCCAAAUGUGCUGUUUUGCAAACAUGUAUUUCCAUUUUAACACUUGAUUACUGGUAUUACACCAAGAUAAGUUUCUUUCCCUUUUAUUUCCUGGGUCGUUAUACCUUAGCUGUGUCUUCAAAUGGGGAAGGAGUUGGUUGGUUAACGACAAUUUUACUCCAGGCGAAAGUGUAACACUACUUGAACGCAAGGAUAGCAAACAGAGAUUUAUUUAACCAAAUGUAGUAUCUGUUUUAAAAUAAAAAAUAUGGUGAAUUUAAGUGCACCACAAGUAAGAAUUAUAAAAUUAUUUUGUUAGCUAAUACACUUUAAAUAAUCUCAAUCUGGAUUUCAAUCAAGAGGAGUGAAAAGGUAAUUCUCGAAAAUAAAAAUGUUGCCUUUGCCACCUACUGUGGGUUCUACAGCAAACGUUGUAUAUUUUAUGUGGUGACUGAAGGAUAGAGAUAUUUUAUUUAAUUGUGAUCAUGUAUUUACAAGCGAUAUUCAGAAAGAUCUGACACAUAAGUAGGUUAGAUGGGACAAAGUUGCCUUUGUUUACUUUUAACAUUAGAAAAUGCUCUAAAUCCUUGGUACUCAGUAGGCUGCACGUUGUUCCAAUCGUGUUUUGCUACAACAUUGUGAAUGCCCCUGUGAGGCGAGAGUGUAUUAAAUGGAAUGUCCAGACAGUAAUUUAUGUGUACA
Messenger RNA from Polyodon spathula (Mississippi paddlefish), 2682 nucleotides. RefSeq names its product RAD51 paralog B (gene rad51b). The coding region runs from base 87 to 1241 and encodes 384 amino acids. The transcript has 10 exons. The record is from RefSeq and is a predicted model, not a curated record. Gene Ontology annotation, cellular component: Rad51B-Rad51C-Rad51D-XRCC2 complex. Lineage: Eukaryota; Metazoa; Chordata; Actinopteri; Acipenseriformes; Polyodontidae. Gene Ontology annotation, biological process: double-strand break repair via homologous recombination. Gene Ontology annotation, molecular function: ATP hydrolysis activity; ATP binding; ATP-dependent DNA damage sensor activity.